This is a messenger RNA of Penicillium lagena, 303 nucleotides long. Its product is annotated as Hydrolase tropI. The record is from RefSeq and is a predicted model, not a curated record. Lineage: Eukaryota; Fungi; Ascomycota; Eurotiomycetes; Eurotiales; Aspergillaceae. The transcript has 2 exons. Gene Ontology annotation, molecular function: hydrolase activity. The coding region runs from base 1 to 303 and encodes 100 amino acids.
AUGGCUUCUAACCCUCCCGGAGCCUGCUGCACCGUCGGCGUCAAGCACGAAGUCGAGUCUUACAUUGCCCGCCCGGCGGAUGGCUCAACCAAGCGCGCCAUCCUGCUGCUCACCGACGUGAUCGGCCACCGCUUCAUCAACGCCCAGCUGAUCGCCGACCAGCUGGCCGCGAAUGGCUUGUUUGUCGUCAUGCCCGAUCUAUUCCACGGUGACCCAGUCCCGCUAAACCGCCCGGCCGGUUUCGAUAUUAUGGCCUGGCUCAAUGGCCCCCCGGCCACCUGCCGGACCGCGUCGAGCCCGUGA